Molecule: messenger RNA, 3009 nt
Organism: Closterium sp. NIES-67
Lineage: Eukaryota; Viridiplantae; Streptophyta; Zygnematophyceae; Desmidiales; Closteriaceae
Source: the annotation of a GenBank genome assembly
AUAAUACAGUUUCACAAUUAUUUUGAAGUAAUAACUUAAAGCAAAAUACGCAGUGGCACAGUUUGUUUUUUUUACAAUUAGUUAGUACUAAAUUUGAAGAGAAUCUUGAACCCAGACAUUCCGAAGAUAAGUUAAAUUCUUUUUGUAAGUCCCUUUCGUCUAGGGGUUAGGACAUCGCUUUUUCAUGGCGCAGACACGGGUUCAAAUCCCGUAAGGGAUAGUUACUGCGCACCUGCGUACCUUUUCUUUUGAAGGCUCCGGCUAGGUUUCGAAGAACGGGUUUUCGUGAUGCGCACCUAAGGUGCGUUCUUCGAACCAGGACUUCCUUACGUAGCAAGUUUUUUAUGACCCGAGCUUGCGAAGCAAGCGUUCUGCGAACCUUUGGCCCCAAGUAACCCGUUCCUAAUGGAACCUUUAGGAAACGCCUUGGCCACUGAGUCGUUCGAAGAACGAAGCAAGUUAUGUUUCCGUAAGGAGCGCCCGCAAGGGCGGGCGCUUGCCUCGUCAGAGCGAGCAAGCUUUACUUGCGAUGGAGUCUAAAAUUUUAGAAUCGAAAGAUAGAAUGCUUGUUAAUGUAGUUAUUUUAAUUAAAAAAGGCUCGCCAGAGUUUAUUAAAUUUUUUAUUUAGUUUUGCUUGUCGGGGGCCUUCGGAGGUUGCCAUUAGGCAACUCUUUAACCUUGCUGCUACUCCUACGUAUCCUCUCUGCUCCUUAGAAGGGUCGCAUAAAUGCGACUUCUAGGUCGCGAAGCGUGCGAGCUUGCAAAGCAAGCGCCGGAUCUUUAGCAAAAACAGGCUUGCAAAGAGAACGAAGGCGCGUAGCGCUCGUUAGAGUAAAAAAACUAAAAAUCACAACUGAACAAGACACACGUAUGACUCCUACGAGUAUACCCGAUUAAUUCGUGGCUAUUCAUUCUAGUCCUAACCUUGUCUUUUUAAUUCAUGUAUGUUAUUACUGGAGUGAAGUAGAUUGUCAAAAUGUUCGCAUUUUCAUGUCCGGAUUAAAUAAAAGAGAAAAAUGUCCGUUCGCACGAAGGCUCGCAAGAGGCACCUUCAGGUGUGGCGCGAAAGACAAAAGCUUCGUCCAGUUGGCGCAAACUAACGGGGCAAGGUCUCCAUGGUGCGUUCCGCAAGGUUCGUAGAACGCUUGCCAUCGAAAUGCGCUCAUGAUAGCGGGUAGGCGAAAGCUUGCAAAGCAAGCGCAUAAUAAUGCGGGUGCUGCGCACGCUUCCGCGUAGACACCGGGCGCCGCACAUCAUGUCGCUUGCUCGCUCUUAGAAACCUAAUCGCUUGCUCCGCAACGUUAGCGUGCGCGCCUUAAAAAAAAAGAAAGUUUGUAUGGUUUUUAGCCCAUUAGAGCAGUUUGCUAUUAUUUCAUUGAUUCCUUUUCAUAUAGGUAAUUUUUAUCUUUCAUUUACAAAUUCUUCUUUAUUCAUGCUAUUGACAGUGACUUUUGUUUUACUUUUAUUUUACCUUGUAACUUUAAAUGGAGGCACUCUUGUGCCGAAUGCUUGGCAAUCUUUUCUUGAAAUUCUUUAUGAUUUUGUACUUAAUUUAGUGAACGAACAAAUAAGUGGUCCUUCUUCAGUAAAGCAACGCUUUUUCCCUUUAAUAUUUGCAACAUUUAGCUUUCUAUUGUUUUGUAAUCUUAUAGGUAUGAUUCCUUAUAGUUUUACAGUUACAAGUCAUUUUAUUAUAACUUUAGGAUUAUCCUUUUCUUUAUUUAUAGGUGUAACUAUAGUUGGAUUUCAAACACACGGACUUCAUUUUUUUAGUUUCUUGUUACCUCAAGGAGUACCUUUAGCUUUAGCUCCCUUUUUAGUUCUUUUGGAAUUAAUUUCUUAUUGCUUCCGUGCAUUAAGCUUAGGUAUUCGUUUGUUUGCUAAUAUGAUGGCAGGUCAUAGUUUAGUUAAGAUUUUAAGUGGAUUUGCAUGGACUAUGCUUUCUAUGGGAGGUAUUAUGUAUUUAGCGCAUCUAGCACCUUUUUUAAUAGUUUUCGCUUUAACUGGAUUGGAACUUGGGGUAGCCAUCUUACAAGCUUACGUUUUUACUAUUUUAAUUUGUAUUUAUUUAAAUGAUGCUAUAAAUCUUCACUAGUUCAAGUAAAUAGACAUCAAAGUGCUUUUCUACGCACCUUUGGAACCGGUCUUUGUUCUAUGCUGCUUCCGAAGGGUCGUUAGAGUGCUAACACUCUGGCGAGCCUUUAGGUUCUGUUAGCAAGGCGCUUGCUCCUUUGCGCCCUCUUGCACCUAAAGGCUCGCCAUAAAGGGGAAACUUUCUCUUCGAGAACCUUUGGCCCAAGGUCGCAAAGGAGCAAGCGCCCCUUUGCGGGGGGUAGGCGCGGAUAAAGACCUAAAGCCCCUCUCUAAGUUGAGGUACAUAGACGAGCCUCUAGCGAGCCUUGCGCUCUUCGAACCUUAGUGGACUUUUGGGAAAGCGCAAGCGCUAAGUUUGCCCCGUUUAGCAGCGCUUACUUUGCAAAAAAGACAAGCGUGGUUCGCUAGAACAAGCACAAGCGAAGCACCCCCCGCUAGGUUCCGUAAGGCUCGUUAGAACAAAGCUUACUUUGCAAGCGAAAGAAAAGGUUCGUUAGAACAUCCGCGCCAAGGCGCCGAGCCUGUCAUGGUUGUGCACAAAGCUCGCGAAACAAAAUUGCAAGCUUUGCUUUCGUAGGUUUCCGUAAGGUUCGUUAGAACAAAGCUUACGGUCUUCGAACCUGACGGAGCCCGUAAGCUGGGGAAUGCCACGAGCUUGCAAAGCAAGUCCUUCGAACCUUGCCUUUAGCAUCGGCAUAAGCAGCAUCGUAAGAACCACAACGUUAGUUCGCUUUUUUCAUGGUUGCGCAACCCCGCUUUGCUUGCUCAUUCUGACGAACCUGACGGAAACCAUCUUCGAAAACAAGCUUGCAAAGCAAGCUUUGCAACUCUUAACUUCAGUUGCUUGCUUUAGUUUGCGGAUUUUAUAUCCCAAGCAAAAGUUGCUUGGGACGGACUACAUAAAAGAAAAUUUAA